Molecule: messenger RNA, 1341 nt
Organism: Diabrotica balteata
Lineage: Eukaryota; Metazoa; Arthropoda; Insecta; Coleoptera; Chrysomelidae
Source: the annotation of a GenBank genome assembly
AUGGUCGUCUGCGUAUGCAACGACACUUACUGUGAUGUUCUUGAACCCGUAAAACAACUUCCUUCGACCCAGUACGCCGUGUAUACAUCCAAUAUAGCCGGAGAAAGGUUCUCCAAAACGAUUGCUUCAUUUACAAGACCUAUGAUAUAUUCAAAUUGCACUGUACCUGAUUCCGACAGAAUAUGCGAACAUAUUGUUCAUGUUGACUAUGUUCUUUGUUCUCAAAAACAGAAGAAAAAUCUACAUGAGAGUAUUGACGCUAAACAAGUGGAAAAAAAGAUAUAUAUUAAUCCUAAAACCCGUUUUCAAGAAAUUUUUGGUUUCGGAGGAGCGUUUACGGAUUCUACAGGAAUAAAUAUCAAAAAUAUGAGUCCUGAACUUCAACAAUAUAUAAUGAGGUCAUAUUUUUCAGAUGAAGGUCUAGAAUACAAUUUGGGCAGAGUGCCAAUGGGUGGUACUGAUUUUUCCAAUCACUACUACUCUUACAUGGACAGUGAUGAAGAGGAUUUAAAUUGCAUAGAUCCCAAAUUAAGACAAAUGCAGCUUGCUCUUGAAGAUUUUGAAUAUAAAAUUCCCCUCAUACAAGAAGCGAUAAAACUUGCCAAAGACCUUAAGCUCAUUACUUCUACCUGGACCAUUCCCAAAGCUUUUAAAGAAAAUAACCUGUACAGAGGAUCUAUGGGCUUUGUUAUAAAUGACCUCUAUCAGCUUAUGGCUGAUUAUUAUGUAAAAUUUUUGGAUCUAUAUUCGAAGUAUGGAAUUAGUUUUUGGGGUAUCUCUACAGGAAAUAAACCCUUCUUAGCCAUGGCUGAAUUUGCUGGUAUUCCAGCUAUUUUUUGGUUUCCGGAUGAUUUGGGUCUUUGGAUAAGAGAAAAUUUGGGACCUACAAUAAGAAAAUCUGCCUUUAAGGAUAUUAAAAUUUUGACUUUAGAUGAUCAAAGGCCACUUUUAGAAAUUUUACCCAAGGACUUCAACCACUGGGUAACUGGAUGGAUAGACUGGAACAUGGUACUAGAUACUAAAGGAGGUCCAACUUUAUCCGAUCCAUUAAUCGCACCGAUUAUGUCAAAUGUAACUGAGUUUUACAAGGAACCGCAAUACUAUGCAUUAGCUCACUUCUCUAAAUUUAUUACAAGAGGUUCAUUUAGAAUAUAUUCUUCUCAGUGUGAUUCUGACAAUUUGGUUCAACAAAGUGCUUUUCAAAGACCUGAUGGUGGUAUCGUAGUAGUUAUUUUAAAUAGGAACGAUUUUCCAGUGAAACGGACUCUGAUCAACUGUGGCAAGUCAGAUAUUAAAUUAAGUUUAAGUGCCAGAUCAAUAACAACUGUGGUAUAUUGGUGA